UGUCUUUGUUGUCUAUAAGUUAAUGUUUCAAUUCAUUUUUAAGUGGUACAGGAGCAGCAUAUAUUUUUCACAAGCCUAGAGUGCCCUCUAGUGGAUAUAGAAGGUAAUGUUUACUCCUUGGUUCAUGAAGACACUUAGGACUCAUUGUUUACCAGCAGAAUCCUCCAAAUCUGUCAAGAUCUCCUUUGGUUAACGCAGCAAAGCUACAAUUGCACGUAGAGCACGACACAGGCGACGCCUCUGCAACGGUGCGCCGUAGGAGGGGUCGUAGGGCUACCCGUGUUUACAGACGGAGGAGGCGCCAGAACGUCUCCUCUAGGACACAUAGGAGGGUGAAGAAAAAAUGUCCAGUAGAAAUCAACACUAUGGGUUCCAGUCGGCCACCAUGGUGCAGCCUGCCAACGGCGGCCAUGCCUACCUGUUUGGAGCCACCGGCUCAGAGAACGACCUGUCAGAGGAGGACGGUGAGAGCUUCGAGCUCCGGUCGCGGGGCAAAGAGAGGCUGCGGAAGAGCACCUCCAAGGAGCGUCUGGAUGACAUCAUCUUCCUCAGCAGAGACAUCCAGGAAGGGGACACCCUGAACAGCAUCGCCCUGCAGUAUCAUUGCUCGGUGGCGGACAUUAAACGAGCCAACAACCUCCUGACAGAACAGGACUUCUUCGCUCUGCGCUCGGUCAAGAUUCCUGUGCGGCGCUUCAGCGUCCUCACAGAGACGCACGGCGCCGGUCCUCCCAAACCCGUCUCACCCCCCGGAGCCAGACGGGUGCCCCAGAUUUCCGCCGCCACGCCUCUCCCCACCGAGUCGUCCACAGACUCGUGUUCCUCCGCCGACAGCGUGGAGGGAUUCCUCCUAGAGAAGGACAAGGACAUCGAGCAGCUGGUGAAGUCCACAGGGCCGUCGCGGAGCAGCCUCAGCGAGGUCGUGUCGUCCUUAACGCUGCAGCAGCAGCAGCAGCAGCCGCUGCUGGGAGGAGGGGAGUAUAAACCCGUCCAGAGGAGGAAGGACCCGUAUUACGGCGCAGACUGGGGGAUGAGGUGGUGGACCGCGGUGGCCAUCAUGCUGUUCGUCGGCAUCGUCACGCCCGUCUUUUAUCUGCUCUACUACGAGGUGCUUGUAAAAUCCGACGCCAGCCACCACGGCGUCCCGACCCAGCCCUACGGCGGUGGGCAACACGAACAGCCGGAAAAUAAAAUCCUGGACGUUCCCAGGGAAGACGGCCUUCCCGGGGAGGGACUUAAACCCGCGGUCAAAGCUGACCCACAGAGACACGGUGUGGAAAAUGCUGCUGUUGAAGAGUCGUUGCUUAAGAAAACAUAGCAGGACUUUGAUUCCCACAUGUAAAGAAACUCUUUUUAAAUAGCCUUAACUUGAUUAAAAAAAAAAGUGUAAUCCGAUUCCUUGGGACGUAUAAAAACAGUAAAGCCUGGAAAACGGGUAGUGUUGCAAUAAUUCUGCGUCAGUCUAUAAAUUGUUAAAGUAGGAGCAUUGAAAGGCUGAAAGAAAAAGAAACGACCCUCUAAUUACAGUGCCAGGUCAGCUGUAACCGUGACGCGGUACGAUGGAAAAAUGUUUAUUUUGUAAUUUAUACUGGUGCACUUUAAGCCAGCUGUAAAUGAAUAUGUACUUUUUAAGAAAUUUGAUGCGUUAUGUCUGUAUUUAUUCCAUGAUAAAUUAGCGGCUGCCUCCUCCGACUUCAGUUAUUCGGAUCUGCCGCAGCAUUUUUAUUCAUUUUUGUCCAAAACCAGAGUUGGACGUUGACCACUUCUUAUUUGCAAAGGUAAGACUGCUUCAGCUGUGGUUGGUUAGACUUAAUUUAUUGUAAAAACUGAGCAUUGUUUUUUGUUUUUUUCUUCCUGUAUCAGUAUUGGAAUGCCAGUUGAAGCCUUGAAUCUGUCUCUUGUUUAAGUUAGCGUUGAGAACCAGCCCAUAAUUGACCACCGGAGCUGUCUGGGGAUCUCGUUCUGACUUCCACGUGCAACAAUGUGAACUCCUUACACCUUGCUCACAUAGCCCUUUUAUUUCAUCACAGUGUUAACUUGAUUUUCUCUGACAAAGCAUUGUUGAGAAAUUGACAGUAUGUGCCUUUAAACUGUGCUCCCGCGUGGAGAAUAAAUAAAUAUAUUUUCAAUA
Fundulus heteroclitus (mummichog) is the source of this 2131-nucleotide messenger RNA. RefSeq names its product LysM, putative peptidoglycan-binding, domain containing 3 (gene lysmd3). The record is from RefSeq and is a predicted model, not a curated record. Gene Ontology annotation, cellular component: Golgi apparatus. The transcript is spliced from 3 exons. Gene Ontology annotation, biological process: Golgi organization. NCBI's taxonomy places the organism in Eukaryota, Metazoa, Chordata, Actinopteri, Cyprinodontiformes, Fundulidae. The coding region runs from base 344 to 1318 and encodes 324 amino acids.